This is a messenger RNA of Leptosia nina, 1128 nucleotides long. Lineage: Eukaryota; Metazoa; Arthropoda; Insecta; Lepidoptera; Pieridae. The record is from the annotation of a GenBank genome assembly.
AUGGAAUGUGCUGACCGCGUCAGUCCGUCGAGCGAUAUGACGAGCGAAUCCGAAACCUCUCUGCCUCCGUUCUCCUACGAAAAUCAAAACGAAAAUUUUUACCAGCCAGAGGUGGAAAAACAAUAUUUUUCCUGCAAACAGAAGUCCCCACAGAACGAAAGGCACACCAAAGAGGUUUAUUUGCAGGAGAGCAAUAAAAACUUCGAGUACGCCUCGCCGCCGAGGAGUAAAAAAUAUUUGAAUUUCGAAUUGAAAUUGCCGCCAAUAAACGAUAACUUUUUUCAAAUGGAGACGGAGGAAAGAAUGCGUUCCUAUUUUAGCGAUAGUCAAAAAUGUAUUCCGAAUGAAAAUCAUUUAGUUGAAAUCGAUAUUGAUAUAAAUAAUCAGAAUUUUGAGAACGUUCCCGUUGGUAAUACUGAGAGAUUGCAGUCUUAUUUCGAAGGUGGACCGACGAAUAUGAGGCGUGUUAAUUUCAAUACAGAACAAGUUCAAUGCAUGUGCGAGGCUCUGCAACAAAAAGGUGAUAUAGAGAAAUUAGCGGCCUUCUUGUGGAGUCUGCCGGAAAGUCAGCUGGUCUGUGGAAAUGAAACGGUUUUACGAGCCCGUGCAUUGGUCGCGUACCAUAGAGGCGUGUACCAAGAAUUGUACGCCAUAUUGGAAACACACACUUUCCCGCCAAAACACCACACAAUGCUACAGAACUUGUGGUUCAACGCUCACUACAAAGAGGCAGAAAAAGUCCGCGGACGGGAUUUGGGUGCCGUCGAUAAAUACAGAUUACGAAAGAAAUAUCCUUUGCCAAAGACAAUUUGGGACGGCGAAGAAACAGUCUACUGUUUUAAAGAGAAGAGUAGGAACGCCCUCAAGGAAUGUUACUAUAGAAAUAGGUACCCAACGCCAGAUGAAAAACGCGCUUUAGCACAAAAGACUGGUCUGACGUUAACGCAAGUGUCAAAUUGGUUCAAAAACCGACGUCAAAGAGACAGAACUCCACAACAACCUAACAGACCAGAAAUUUUGGUCCCUGCUCAACAUGCCCAAGGCGGAUGGGCUCAAUCAUUUCUACCCAACGCCUACUACCAUAAACUCCAAGAUACUACUCAUUUCUUACACGGCAAUACACCAUAA